AUGAAAGCCAUCUUGACAGCCACGGAUGCCACCGUGGCAAAUACCCAGCUCGCCUGCGGUGCCCGUCCGAACAGCAACAACAACCACCCUGUCCGGGAUAUGUCUCUCAUGCAGCACCCGGACUCUCUCGGACUUCACUCCCCCGCCACGAGGAAGACUGUGAUUCUUCGGCGGCGGUGGGAAGAGGCGCAGGAGCGUCGACGGCUACGGGCCCGCCUAAAACACCGCAUGCGAGAGCUGCGCCGGGUACGCAGGGCCCGGGAGCUGCAGCGCCAGAAGGCAGAUCUGGUGGCGGCGAUGCGGCGGCGCAUACAGAUGUCCGUAGACAAAAUCGUGCACGGCCACAGCGACGCCGAGCGGGAGAGGAUCAGGAAGACAUAUCUCGUGAAGCGGGCGGAGGCGAAGAAGGAGGCGAAGGGACACAGAUAUGGCGCUGACUACUCAGUCUCGGAGAGUGGCGGCGGCGAUGAUCAUGCGAUCUGGGGCUUUGGACUGCCUGACCCGAAUGGCGAGAGGGAGGUCAACACGUUGGAUUUGCUGGAUUGA
Fonsecaea erecta is the source of this 546-nucleotide messenger RNA. RefSeq lists its product as hypothetical. The record is from RefSeq and is a predicted model, not a curated record. The coding region runs from base 1 to 546 and encodes 181 amino acids. The transcript has a single exon. Lineage: Eukaryota; Fungi; Ascomycota; Eurotiomycetes; Chaetothyriales; Herpotrichiellaceae.